AUGUCAACCCACCCAGAAAGGAACAGCAUAGGCUAUGCAUUGCUACCAAACAAAACCCAAGCAUUCAUCCAACCCUCACUCAUCCUGCAGGCAAAGGAACACAACAUUGAACUCAUCCCCAUUGAUCCUUCAAAGCCCCUGAUCGAACAAGGACCCUUUGAUUGCAUCAUCCACAAACUUUACUGCCCAGAUUGGGAGUCCCAGCUCCAACACUUCUCCUCUCAAAAUCCUAAGGUCCCUAUCAUUGAUUCGCUUGAUUCCGUUCAGAGACUCCACAAUCGGGUUUCGAUGAUCCAAGUUGUUAGGUUUCCACUGAUUGCCAAACCGUUAAUGGCUAAUGGGAGUGACACCUGGCAUAAAAUGUAUUUAGUUUUUGAUGAGGAAGGAUUAGACAAGUUAGAGACACCGAUUAUUUUGCAAGAAUUCGUUAAUCAUGGAGGAGUUAUUUUUAAAGCCUAUGUGGCGGGUGAUUAUGUGAAAUGUGUCAAGAGAAAAUCGUUGCCAGAUUUAAACGAGGACAACUCUGUGACUUUGAAGGGUUUGCUACCGUUUUUGCAAAUAUCAAGUGCGAGUGUGGAGGAGAAUAGUGACUUUGAGUGUGUGGAAAUGCCGGCAGUGGAUUUUGUUGAGGAAGUAGCCAAGGCCAUGAAGGAGGAAACAGGGAUUAAUUUGUUCAAUUUUGAUCUGAUUAGGGAUGCUAGAGAUGCAAAUAGGUAUCUUGUUAUUGAUAUAAAUUAUUUUCCUGGGUAUGAGAAGAUUCCAAAUUUUGAGUCUCUGUUCAUGGGUUUUUUAUUAGAAAUCGUGGGAAAGAACAAAAGUGGAGACGAUAGAGAGAAUGGGAAGCAAGAUCAGCACGGCAAGGAGGGAUGA
This is a messenger RNA of Dovyalis caffra, 870 nucleotides long. NCBI's taxonomy places the organism in Eukaryota, Viridiplantae, Streptophyta, Magnoliopsida, Malpighiales, Salicaceae. The record is from the annotation of a GenBank genome assembly.